Molecule: messenger RNA, 1125 nt
Organism: Loxodonta africana (African savanna elephant)
Lineage: Eukaryota; Metazoa; Chordata; Mammalia; Proboscidea; Elephantidae
Gene: TMEM271
Product: transmembrane protein 271
Exons: 1
Coding region: 1-1125 (374 amino acids)
Source: RefSeq, a predicted model, not a curated record
AUGAAGUGGAGCGUCCGAGGAGCCUGCGCCGCGCUCUCUUCCUGUCUCCUGCUCGCCUGUGCGCUCAGCGCUGCCGCCGUCGGCCUCAAGUGCUUCUCGCUGGGCUCGGAGCUGCGCGGGGAGCCGUUCCGGCUCGGGGCGGCCGCCGGCGCCUUCUACUCGGGGCUGCUGCUGGCUGCGGGCCUCUCGCUGCUCGGCGCCGCCCUGCUCUGCUGCGGGCCCCGGGACGCGCCCCUCGGGGGGCCAGGACCCGGCGCAGGGCUCGGGGUCCCCGCGGCCCCGACCGGAGCUCCUGAGGCCGCACCAGGAGAGCCAGGGGUCGGGGCCGGGCCCUCGGGGCCGGUGAACAGCCAGAACCUUCUCCUGUUCGGCGUCCUUGUCUUCAUGCUCGGUGUCCUCAGCGCCUUCGCGGGAGCCGUGAUCGACGGCGACACCGUGUCCCUAGUGGAACGCAAGUACUCUCACUACUGCCUGCCUCCGCGGGCGCCGGCCCCGGGCUCUGCCCCCGGCCCAGCAGCCGCCGCCCCCGGGCUGGUCGCCGGCGUGCCGCGUGCGCGCAGCACCCUGGACAGCGCCACGUCCGCCAAGUGCCGGCAGCUAAAGGACUACCAGCGCGGCCUGGUCCUCUCCACCGUCUUCAACUCGCUCGAGUGCCUCCUGGGCCUACUGAGCCUUCUGCUGGUCAAGAACUACAAGUCGUCGCAGGCCCGGCGCGGUCGGCGUGGCCGGCGGAGGGGAGGCCGGGCCCUGACGCGGCCCCGAGGCGGCCCGGGACUCCGCGUGCAGUCGCCAGCCUCCCGGACGUGGCGGGGCCGGCGAGGACCGCGGGGCCGAAGGCUGCAGCCACGACCUAGCGAGGCCUCCAUCCUCUCCCCGGAAGAGUCCGACUUCGCGUCCCCCGGGGACUGCGCAGGCUUUGCUGCGCACCACGCGGUCUCUUACAUUAAUGUGGGCGGCUUCCACGCGUGCGACGAGGCGGGCGUGGAGGUGUGUUGCGGAGGACAUCCGUCGGUGGAGCUACCGGGGUACGCGCCCUCCGACCCCGACCUCAAUGCCUCCUACCCCUACUGCUGCCGGCCGCCCUGUGAGGCGGCGCGCCCCUGGGAGCCAAGUGGGGCCUGCUGA